AUGUCAUUAAAUCGUGUUAAUCUUGUUGAUUAUAAUAGUCCAUCAUCAUCAUCAUCAACACAACGUGUACUUCAUUGUACAAUAUGUAAUAUAUAUCCUCGAAGUCUUCAAGCUUAUGUUGAACAUUUGGAUAUUCGACAUCGUGAUGAAGAAGUUGAAGUUGCAUGUCCAGUUGAUGGAUGUGAAGAAACAUUUCCAUCUGUGGCUCGUUUUAAAAUUCAUAUACGAAAAAUUCAUUCAACACCAACAAAUACUAAAAGUUCAACAUCAACAAGUGGACUUCUUUCAUCAACAAAUGCAACAACAAUAAGAACAAAUAAUGAUAUUGAUGAAGCAUCAUCAGAUGAUGAUGAUGAUAAUACACAUCGUCGAAAUAGUUAUCUUAAACGACCAAAAUUAGAAGGAAAAAAACGUUUCGGAACAGUGAGUCGAAUGACAAAAAUUGAACCAAAUGAUUCAAUGGAAUAUGGAUUAAAAAGUGAAGAUGAAUUUGCUGAUAUUCAAUUUGAAGAUCCAGAAUGGAUGCCAGUCUCUGAACGACGUGGUACAUUAUAUACACCAAAUAUGAGUUUAAUGGGUGAAGAUGAAGAAAGUGGAAGUGCAAUGACACCUGUUUCUCGAAGUGGUGGACGUGUUCGUUGUUAUGCACCCAUUCCACAUCCACCUCAAUUACCUGAACUUUCAGAACGUGUUCAAACAUGUUUAGAAAAUGGACAAGCAGCACAAGUAUUGCAAGAAUUUAUAAAUGAAACAGCUGAAUUUUUUAUGAAAACUUAUCCACAAUUAAAAACUGGUCGAGAAUAUCGUAAAAUUGGUUUAGCAUUAAUUAAAAAAUAUCCUUGUUUGGCUGAAAAAGGCAAUCAUCUUAAACCUGAAGCUUUACUCUGUCGUAAAUUAUCAAUCAAAAUGCGUAAUAUGCGUCAAAAAAUUCGUGCUAAAUCAGGUCGAAUUGAAAAAAAUGAUAAUCGUAUACAUCAAAAUAAUGAUGCUUAUUAUGAUGCAAUAACUGCUAAACUUCGUCAGAUUCAAGGUCAAGUUCAAUAUUCAACAUUAUAUAAACAAUAUUUAUCAAAAACACAUACUAGACGACGUGAAUGGUUGAGUAAUAAUGCUGAUCUUAAUCUAUAUGGAAUUUUACAAGAAUUACCAUUCAUGGCUGGAAAAGAAUUUUUAACUGGUGAAUAUGGUCUUUUACGUGGUAGACAUAUAUCAUCAUUUAGUAAAACAAUUGGUCUUGUACUUGAUAUAUUAACAAAACAUUUUGCGAUACGAAAACGAGAAAAUAUGGAUUUAACAUAUCGUUUAUGUUUAAUGCAAUUAUGUAGAACAUUAAAUUGUAAUUUUAUUAUACAAAAUAAACAAACUGACAGUGCGAAAGGAAAUGAUAAAGAAUCAGAUGAUAGCAGUCAUCUACGAUUAACUGUAAUGGAUUUUGUUAAUGGAACAUCAUCAUAUUUUCUUUUCUAUGGUCGAAAACCACUUUGUGAAUUAGCAACAGGUCAAGGAAUGUUAAAACAAGCAUUACUUCUUUUUCUCGUUACAUUUGAAGUCUAUAUGGUUGACAUACCAGAAGAAUACUAUGAAGCUGUAAGUUUACUUCGACUUGUCGUAUUUGGUAAUGUUUAUGAAAAUGAAGUACCUGAAUUAGCUGAAGCUCAACGUUUAGUAGCAAUUAUAGAAGAUGGUUUAAAAACAGCAAACUUAUCUUGA
Molecule: messenger RNA, 1710 nt
Organism: Rotaria sordida
Lineage: Eukaryota; Metazoa; Rotifera; Eurotatoria; Philodinida; Philodinidae
Source: the annotation of a GenBank genome assembly